Coccomyxa subellipsoidea C-169 is the source of this 8563-nucleotide messenger RNA. RefSeq lists its product as hypothetical. Lineage: Eukaryota; Viridiplantae; Chlorophyta; Trebouxiophyceae; Coccomyxaceae. The transcript has 51 exons. The record is from RefSeq and is a predicted model, not a curated record. Gene Ontology annotation, molecular function: ATP-dependent chromatin remodeler activity; ATP binding; metal ion binding. Bases 1 to 8193 code for a protein of 2730 amino acids.
AUGGACGCUAUCGAUCUAACUAAAUCUGAUAGUGACGAGGACGUGCGUCUGGUGAAGCGCCAGAGGACAAGCUCACCCGACGACGAGGUAGAACUGAUUGAAAAGCCUCACACACCAGCACCGGCUGCCGCUGGCCCAGAAGUGGCUCUCGGCGAUGAGGAUCUCCUAAUCAUCAGAGCUACUGGACCGGUGUGGAACCAGGAUUUGCCACACGGCAGGACGCAGUGCGGCAAGCAUCCCUUUGUCUCAUCAAAGAGUCCCAGCAAUAGGGAACACUGCAUCAAGUGCUUCUCUUAUGUCUGCGAUGUGGAAGCGGACAAAUGCCAGCUUUGGGGGUCAGGUGCGGUAUUCAACGACCACUGCAAUGCGCAUUCAGCCAUGCAGGCCUACAGGCUACUGCGAGAGGCCCAGAAGCGCAAACCCCACUCUGGGCUGGCGCCCUCACAGCCCUCAGCCGUGCCCGUGCAGGUCCCGCCACUGCCGGACCCGAUGCAGGUUAACAGUGGAUCACAUGGUCACAGCAGCGCUCCUCAGUCAGCUCCCCCCACAGCAGCCCAGUGUGCAGCCAAGAAGGCCAAGGAGGCCUGGAAGCCUCUUGACCCGAGCAAUGUGCUGCCGGAUCCCAGCCUGAACAAGCAGAUGGUAGAGAUUGGGACCAUCCACUUGCCCAUCAAGGCAGUGGAGCCCUACACCCUGGCAGACCUGCAGGAGCGGUUAGUGCCCACAGGCAUAUGGAGCAGGUACAGGGAGAACGAGUACUACAGUCACCGCACAGCCAUUGCCAUUUCCACCGUCCAGUACAACACCGCCUUGGUGGAACUGCUGCCCCUGCCACUGCUGCAGCAUGGGUGCGAGCGAACGCCGAUGCGCGUUCGCCGUGUCACCAUCGUGAGCCACGAUGGCCGCGCCAAGCCUCUCACCAUAGGCGUCAGCGUGCACAAGGAAGCAAAGAUGUCAGAGCUGCUGGAGGCUGUCAGGCAGCACCCUGCAGCAGCAUGCAGCCCAGAGGAGGAGCUGAUCUUGGCAUACUCCACGAGGAACAAGAAUGCCUGCAUGAAGGCUACCCUCGUCCCUAGCAUGUCCACAAAGACUCAAGAGUACCAGGCCAAGCAUGGGUAUGUCGUGUUCCGUGUACCUCGCGUCAAAGCUGUCAAGGAAGAGGCGAAGCGGUCCAUUCAUGCGGUGGUGCAUGGGAAGAAAUAUAACCCUGGCAGCUACCCAGACUAUGUGGACACCGCUCACCCCAUCAUGAUCAGCCUGACUGCAGACUUGUGGAAAGGAGGCAAAGCAGCGGGGAAACAAGUGGCAGCCAUGAUUGCCGCUGCAUUGGCUCCGCAUCGCAAGCCGGACUUGCCCAACAAGCCCCCUGACCAGGGAAUGGAGCUCAUCCGCUACAGCAACUCUGGGUAUGCCACUCCAGGCAUCAGGCGCAGCUUUGACCACGCAGCGAAAAGCCUCCUUGAGCUGUCCAAUUGCAUCGAUGAGGGUGUGAUGUAUAUUGGAGCCCACUGGAAGUCUCCUGGUCUGGAACUGUAUGACACAGAGUCCUGGUCGCAGCCCGAGGUGGAUGCUAGCGCCUCUGAGGAGGUCAUGGCCGACACGGAGUUCCUGAUCAAGGAGGAGGAGGAAGCCACCAAGGCACAGGAGGAUCGGGCAAAGCUGCCAAGAGACCUGUUGAGCGAGCUGUCAUCUGCAUGCACGAAUUACCGAGCUGACCAGAUAAAAUUGGCGCAGUCGUGUCACAAGGCAUUGACGCCCCCUGUCGCAGCCUGCAAGCUCGCCAUCUUCCCAGACAGAGAGGGCGGCGCGGAGUGUGCCACCCUUGCAAUCCAGGUAUUUGUUUGGCACAGACGUGGGACAUUCAACCGCGACUUUUUCCGCUCGCCAGAUGAUUGGGCGCCUGCUGGCAAGGAGAAAAGGCGCUUCAGAUACCUGGAGAACUCAGAGUGCCUUGAAGACACCAUGCGUUUCCUGCUCAAGGACAACCCACUGGCGGAGGCUAUGGAAGAGGAGCUCAAGGCCUGUCUCUCCAAAAUGCGCUCAGUUGGGUCCAACCGCGGCGUCACGAUGCUGAUGAAAUUAAUGGAAGCCGGGGAGCGGCCGGAGGAGCCCCAGCCGCCGGGAUUGACGGUGCAGCUGCACCCGUACCAGCGCCAGUCGCUGCGCUUCAUGCUGGACAAUGAGAGCGGAGAGGGCGGCCACCGGCGCCACUUCUGGGUUCCCUGCAAGACCCCCAGCGGCUUCACCUUCUGGUGGUCGCCUAUUUUCAAUCGGGCAUGCAAGCAGGUUGCUCCAAGCCCCUGGGGCGGCUUCUUGGCUGAGGAGAUGGGCUGCGGCAAGACUGUGGAGGUUUUGGCAUUGAUCCUGUCCAACCCAGCAUCACCAGAUGUCGUGUCUGGCACUCUGGCUCCUGACGGGGUUUCCAUUCAGAGCAGGGCGACGCUGGUGGUGUGUGCUGUGUCCCUGGUGGGGCAGUGGAUGGAGGAGGCCAGGUCCAAGCUGAACGGAUCUCUGCGCAUGUACCAGUACCACGGGCAGGGCAGGAACAGGGACGUUCAGAGCCUGGCCACCGACUACGACCUCGUGGUCACCACCUACCAGACGCUGGGCUCGGACUGGAGGAUGUACACCAAGAAGGGCGGCAACACAGACGGGCGCUUCCAGCCAUUGGGGCAGAUCCACUGGCACAGGGUCGUCCUGGAUGAGAGCCACACUGUGAAGGCAGGUGGCGCACAGCAGGCAAUGGCAUGUUGUGCGCUGAAGGCAGACCGCAGGUGGUGCUGCUCAGGCACGCCGAUCUCCACGGAAGUCAGUGAUUUUAUGGGGCAGUUCAACUUCCUGGGCUGCCACCCCUUCAGCCUGAAGAACUACUUCCUUUUCCAGGCAAGCUGGUCCACCUCUCCAGAAGUCUACCUAAUUCAUAUGGUGAAGCCCACGUGGUUAUCCAGCUACAAUCACAAAUCAGAUGGUGCUGUGUGCUUGCUGUAUGCGCUGGGCCGCACAGCAAUCCGCCACACCCAGCAGCAGCGGCUCGGCGGCAUGACUGUCUGCGAGCUGCCUGAGAAAACCGAGGAGACUGUUGCAGUGGAGUUCUCAGAGGCGGAGCAGCGCUUGUACCUGCGCGUGCACAAGGAGGCCAAGGCGGAGUUUGAGAAGUACACAGCUCAGGGCAUGAACUGGGUCGUGCGCAACCUGCUGUCCAUCAUGGCCCUGCUCAGCCCCCUCCGCGCCAUCUGCUCUGGCGGCGUCCUGCGCGAGCGGGAUGUCAAGGUGCCCAGCAUGGAAGAAGCACAAGAGCAGGAGGCACAAGCUGGGGCCGACCGAAACCUGGUGGCACCCUCGGAGGAGUGCUCCAUCUGCCUGAAUGCUGACAUGGAGCGCCCCUGCCGCACUCCCUGCCUGCACUGGUUCUGCAGGGAGUGCAUCAGUGCCGAGCUGACAGUGAGGGACAAGUGCCCGCUCUGCCGCCAGCAGAUCCAGAUGGCACAGCUGACGGAGGGCGUGUCUGCCCCUCGGGAUGAGGACGAGGAAAUGGAGGAAGCCCCCACUGAUGGCGCAGCCGCCAACUUGGUUGUUUCCGAGUCCAAGCUGCGUGUGCUCCUGAAUGAGGUCUCUUUUUACUCAUGGCAUGACGAUAGAGGCACCUCAAAUGGCGCAAUGCUGGUUGCAGCUGGCGGACAUGCGUGCAAAAGAUCCGGCGGCAAAGGCGCUGAUAUUCACGCAAUCAACAGCACGCUGGAGUGGUUGAUGGCGCGGCUGACGCAGGAGGGCUAUGGCUACCGCACCAUCUCGGGCAGCAUGCCUCUGAAGAAGCGCAGCCAGGCGAUAGAAGCGUUCCAGCGGGACCCUCCCACGACGGUGUUCCUGCUGAGCAUGCGCAGUGGCGCGGUGGGGAUCAACCUGACGGCGGCCAACCACGUGUUCAUCCUGGAGCCCGCCAUGAACCCCGCGCUGGAGGACCAGGCCGUCGGCCGCGCCUUCCGCAUGGGCCAGACCCGGCCGGUCAUCGUCAAGAAGCUCUACAUCAAGGGGUCUGUGGAGGAGCGCAUCAUGGAGCUGGUGAAGGAUCGGCGAGAGGGCAAAGUGACGGGGGGCGUAGGGGACGCUGCUGGCCACUCGGAGGAGGGUGACUACAGCAGGCAUGUGCGCAAGAGCAAGAUGCGGCAGCAGGAUGUGGCCGGCGCCAUCAGCACUGACCGCCAGAACCUGCGCCUGGCAGAGCUGCAGCUGCUGUUCAAGGACCCCUUUCUGCCCAUCACAGCGGACUUGCAGCAGGCAGCAGCGGCAUAUGAUGCAGCUCCUGCAGCGGCAGAUAGCAUGGACACUAUAGAUCUAACAAAUUCUGACAGUGACGAGGAGUUUCGAUUCGCCAAGCGCCAGAGGAGGAGCGCACCCGACGAUGAUGAGGUCCAGAUUGUAGAGAAGCCUGUCACACCAGCGCCGGCCGUCGCUGGCCCAGAACCAGCUCUCGGAGAUGAGGAUCUUCUGAUCACAAGGGCCACCGGACCGAUAUGGAAUCAGGAUCUCCCGCAUAGCAGAACGCAGUGCGGCAAGCAUCCAUUUGUCGCAUCUAAGAAUGUCAGCAAUAAGGAGCACUGCAGCAAGUGCUUCUGCUUCGUCUGCGAUGUGGAGGCGGACAAGUGCCAACACUGGGGAACAGCCGCACAGACCCCUGCUGAGAUGCGGCCACGAAAGAUGGCCAUCCAGCCCCUCGAUCCAGGCACCGUUCUGCCAGACCCCGCGCAGAAUGACCGGAUGCUCGAGCUUGGAACCAUCAACUUGGCCAUCAAGGCCAAGGCGCCGUACAAUCUGGCAGACUUGCGCGAGCGUCUGGUUCCUACAGGCAUUGCAAGCAAAGAGAAUGAGUCUGCUCGUAAAGAUCGUGUGACCAUUUCAAGCCUCCACUGGUCUGAUAUGCUCGAGCUGCUGCCGCUGCCGCUGCUACAGUAUGGAUGUGAGCGGACGCCCAUGCGCGUGCGCCGCGUCACAAUUGUACACCAUGACGGCCGUGCGAAGCCUCUCACAGUGGGUGUGAGCGUGCACAAGGAUGCAAGACUCUCUGAGCUGCUGGAGGCUAUGAAGCAGCACCCUGCAGCAGCCUGCAGCCCAGAGGAGGAGCUGGUUGUGGGGUACUGCACCGGGGAGGCACCCAACCCCCUCCAUACCACCACCUUGCUGGAUGCCUCACAGGAGACCAAUGAGAAACAUGCCAAGCGAGGGUAUGUGGCAUAUCGCGUGCCGCGUGUCAACCCUGGGCAGUCCAAGCGGCCCAGAAGAGUAAUGGUCUUCAACAAGAAACGUGACCACGAGGAAUACGACAACAAGUAUGCAAGUUACUUGGACACUGCUCACACGCUGCUGCUCGACCUGCCCGGAGACCUGUGGAAGGGCGGCCAUGAUGAGAGCAAGACAGUGGCGCGCAUGGUUGCCGGGGCGCUAGCCCCAUAUCGGAAGCCCGGCUUGCCCAAGCCGGCCUUGAACCGCUGCUUCUCUCUCCACCGCUGCGACACUUCGCAUUGGAAGCCCUGCGGCCUGGAACUGUAUGAUACAGGAUCCUGGUCGCAGCCAGAAGUGGACCCCAGUGCAUCCGAGCAGGCCAUGGCCGAGACAGAGUUGCUGAUUGAGGAGGACAACAAAUUGGAGGCGGCGAGGGACGAGCGGUCACAUCUGCCAAAUCUUCUGGUCAUAGACCUUGCCGACGCAUGCAGGACCUUCCGUGCGGACCAAAGAAAGCUUCCACAGAAGUCUGGCGAACCUAUUCCUCUGGCUGCCUGUAAGCUUGCCAUCCUGCCUGCCGAAGGGGCCAACCAGGAGAUUGCCACGCUGUCAAUCCAGAUCUUCAUCUGGAAGAGCAAGGGGCCAUUCAACCGCGAGCUCUUUGAGUCAGCAGAUGAUUGGCUCAUCAAUGACAAGUGGUUUGCUGACUCAUUAGAGUCCUUAACUAUGGUCAUGGAAUAUCUGACGAGGGACGAUCCCCUGGCCGUGGCCAUGCGCGAGGAGAUGAAGGAGUGCUUCGGCAAGAUGAAGGCGUCACGACCCUACAGUGAUACGAUGCUGAUGAAAUGGCUGCAAGCUGGGGAGCGGCCGGACGCGCCGCAGCCGCCCGGGCUGACGGUGCAGCUGCACCCGUACCAGCGCCAGUCGCUGCGCUUCAUGCUCGACAACGAGAGCGGAGAGGGGGGCCACCGGCGCCACUUCUGGGUCCCCUACAAGACCCCCAGCGGUUUCACCGUCUGGUGGUCUCCCAUCUUCAAGCGAGCAUGCAGGGUGGUUGCUCCGAGCCCCUGGGGCGGCUUCCUGGCUGAGGAGAUGGGCUGUGGCAAGACCGUGGAAGUCUUGGCACUGAUCUUGGCCAACCCAGCACCACCAGAGACUGUGUCUGGCACCUCCACUUCUGAUGGCUACAUUCAGAGCAGGGCGACGCUGGUGGUGUGUGCUGUUUCCUUGGUGGGGCAGUGGAUGGAGGAGGCCAAGUCCAAGCUGAAUGGCUCACUGCACAUGUACCAGUACCACGGGCAGGGCAGGAUAAGGGAUCCAAAGCGACUGGCCGUGGACUAUGACCUCGUGGUCACCACCUACCAGACGCUGGGCUCUGACUGGAGGAUGUACACCAAGAAGGGCGGCAACACAGACGGGCGCUUCCAGCCUCUGGGCCAGAUCAAGUGGCACAGGGUCAUCCUGGACGAAAGCCACACUGUGAAAGCGGGUGGCGCACAGCAGUCGAUGGCAUGUUGUGCGCUGAAGGGAGACCGAAGGUGGUGCUGCUCUGGCACGCCAAUAUCCACAGAAAUCAGCGAGUUCAUGGGGCAAUUCAACUUCCUGGGAUGCCCUCCCUUCAGCACAAAGAACUUCUUCCAGUACCAUGUCAAGCCAACUUGGACAACAGGCGCUUAUAAUCUCACAGAUGGUGCUGUGUGCUUGCUGUAUGCGCUGCGCCGCACACUCAUUCGCCACACCCAACAGCAGCGCCUGGGCGGCAAGACUGUCUGUGAGCUGCCCAAGAAGACCGAGGAGAGCAUUGCAGUGAAUUUCUCCGAGGCGGAGCAGGGCCUCUACUUGCGCGUGCACAACGAGGCCAAGGCAGAAUUCCACAGAUAUGUUUCGCGCGGCGCGCACUACGUUGCAAAGCAUCUUCUGUCCAUCAUGAGCCUGCUGAGCCCCCUUCGCGCCAUCUGCUCUGGCGGCGUGCUGCGUGACAAGGCAAGGCCCUUUGCUCCCAUGGCGGACAGUCUUGAUGUCAAGGUGCCCAGCUUGGAUGAGGAACAGGAAGUGCCUGUGGGGGUGGACCCAAAUCUUGUAGCACCCUCAGAGGAGUGCUCCAUCUGCCUCAACCUCGAUAUGGAGCGCCCCUGCCGCACCCCAUGCAUGCACUGGUUUUGCAGGGAGUGCAUCACUGCCGAGCUCACGGUGAGGGACAAGUGCCCGCUCUGCCGCCAGCAGAUCAGUGCGGCGGAGCUCACAGAAGGAGUGAGCGUUUCCAGAGGGGAGGACGAUCAGCUGGACGCAGGCGUCAGCAGCUCAAGCACAACCACUGCAGUCGCGUCUGAGUCCAAGCUGCGCAUGCUCCUAGAUGAGCUGGCCAAGAUGCGGGAGGGCGAUCCGUCGGCCAAGGCGCUGAUAUUCACGCAGUUCAAUGCCACGCUGGAGUGGCUGAUGGCGCGGCUGACGCAGGAGGGCUAUGGCUACCGCACCAUCUCCGGCAGCAUGCCCCUCAAGAAGCGCAGUCAGGCGAUAGAGGCGUUCCAGCGCGAUCCGCCCACAACGGUGUUCCUGCUGAGCAUGCGCAGUGGCGCGGUGGGGAUCAACCUGACGGCGGCCAAUCACGUGUUCAUCCUGGAGCCCGCCAUGAACCCCGUGCUGGAGGACCAGGCCGUCGGCCGCGCCUUCCGCAUGGGCCAGACCCGGCCGGUCAUCGUGAAGAAGCUGUACAUCAAGGGAUCAGUGGAGGAGCGCAUCAUGGAGCUGGUCAACGACCGGCGCGAGGGCAAAGUGACGGGGGGCGUAGGGCCACAGGCCAGGGUGCGGCAGCAGGAUGUGGCCGGCUCAAUCAACACCGACCGCCAGAAUCUGCGCAUGGCAGAGCUGCAGCUGCUCUUCCAGGACCCCUUCAAGCCAAGCACAGCAGGUUUGGUCCAGGCAGCAGCGGCAUAUGAUGCAGCUCCUGCGCCAGCAGCAUGUGGCGGAAGCAGCUGACAGCGGCCUGCUGGCUAGCAGUAGCCACAUCUGGAUUCCAAAUUCUUCUUGGUCUGUCCACAGGCCUUGUGAUUCAACUUCAGAAGAGCAUAGCCUUGGCGGAUGGUCAGCUGCGGCGCCGGCGUGCCAAUUGUUCUGUGAUGUUGUACGAAAGCUUGUUAAACUCAAAAUGCAUACGCAGAACCCGUUACUCCACCAAGCUGCUGCGACAGCUUUAGAAUGUGUACACAUGUGCAUGCAGUGCUGGGCACUGCCAGUGAGUGGUUGGCGCGCACAAUAUAUUGUGUUAACGGGCAAAGCCAUGCCUGUGCAGUACAAAAGAAAAGAAGGCCGAUGCUGCUACUGCCUUUCUUGACCUCAUUAAGGAAGG